This is a messenger RNA of Bacillus rossius redtenbacheri, 1192 nucleotides long. RefSeq names its product alpha-ketoglutarate-dependent dioxygenase alkB homolog 7, mitochondrial. NCBI's taxonomy places the organism in Eukaryota, Metazoa, Arthropoda, Insecta, Phasmatodea, Bacillidae. The transcript has 4 exons. Gene Ontology annotation, cellular component: mitochondrial matrix. The record is from RefSeq and is a predicted model, not a curated record. The coding region runs from base 68 to 781 and encodes 237 amino acids. Gene Ontology annotation, biological process: fatty acid metabolic process; DNA damage response.
AAAAAAAUGGUCUUUGGAAGAUGGACUAUUUAAAAAUGUGUUUGAGGUUAUAGUAGUGGAAUUUAGUAUGUCUGUUUACUGUAAAUAUUUUCUAACCACGAGCCCAUUAAAAUCAUUAAAAAUAAUUCAUUCUCUUGGUUGUUCUGUUAGGCGCAGAUUUUAUUACAACGAUAGACCUUAUGUGAGUUUUGGUGGUGUUUGGGACAUUAAUUUGCAAAAAGUGUUUUGUAAAGAUAUGCAAGUAAUUUUUGAUUUCUUGUCAGAAAAAGAUGAAAAAUCAUUAGUAGAAGAAGCAGAAAAAUUAUUGAAGAGAUUACGUUACGAAUACGAUCACUGGGAUAACGCUAUACAUGGAUAUCGAGAAACAGAACAUUUACAUUGGAAUGAAUACAACAUGGGUAUUUUGAAGAGAGUUCAGAAGACUGCUUUUCAUUCAGAAACACAAGAUAUGAAAUUGGUACAUAUUCUAGAUCUUGCAGAAAAUGGUUUCAUUAAACCUCAUGUUGACAGCAUCAAGUUUUGUGGUAAUACAAUUGCUGGAUUAAGUCUUCUGUCUGACAGUGUAAUGCGUUUGUGUCAUACAGUAGAGAAAGACAAAGUGGUUGAUGUUUUAUUGAAGCAAAGGAGUUUGUACAUAAUGAAGGGCAUAGCAAGAUACGAAUACACUCACGAAAUAUUGGGUAGUAAUGUUCCAAACUUGAUGAAUUACACAGUUCAUAAAUCCAGAAGAGUGUCUGUGAUUUGUAGAAGCAUGCCAGAAAUGGAUUUUCAUCAGAGAUGAGUUCAAAAAGAAGAUAAAAUGGAAUUAGGUGGGUUAUUGUGAAGUUUAGAGUUGAAAGUAAAAUUUGGAAAAUUGUGUUUUUGGGUACAACUAAGGGGUUGGUAUUAUCCUGCAAAGGUGUGUAAUUUAAUUGUUAAACUAUAAUUAAACUGUUUUAUUAUUCCCCCUCUUUUUCAAUCAUUUAUCAGUGUGACUAGUAUUCCCUCCCAGCUCUAGUAAGCAGAGCAAUGCAGAUUGGUGACUAAAAAAAGUUUAAUUUUUUUUCUGAUAACAUUCAGAACUCCAUAUUUACUAUCAGUGUUUUGAGUGGACAUAUUAAAUAUGAAGUCAAUGGUAUCUAAAAAUUUAUUUUCAUAUUUGUUGCUGUUAUUGUUUUCAUAAUGUUGAAAAUAAACUCUGUUAUAAAACAUA